Messenger RNA from Ostertagia ostertagi, 1557 nucleotides. The record is from the annotation of a GenBank genome assembly. Lineage: Eukaryota; Metazoa; Nematoda; Chromadorea; Rhabditida; Trichostrongylidae.
AUGGAACAAAAACAGCUUUCCACCUCCAUUUGUUGGAUUGACAAUCCGCAAUAUAUUGUGUUAUCAUCAUUUCUUUCGUUCUUCCUACCGGGUGCCAUCGUGGUAUACCUCUACAUCAAAAUCUUCAAAAAGCUCAGAAAUCAUCAGCUGUUCAUGUUUGGACAGUCAGCAGCUAGGAAUGCUGACAAGCGGCAAUCUCUACCACGGGUCAUUAUCGAAGAGGUACGUUCACGACGUGGCUCUCGAUUAUCUCAGUCGGGUUCACAAAGUGGCAGUCCAACUCGUCGAUCGAGUGGAUCCAAGGAGCGAUCACCUAGUCAACCUGAUAUUCACUGCAUUCCAAAACCUCCACAACGGCUUCGUGAAGAGGAGCUGCAGAGCGAGGAAGAUCCACUACGGAAGAAAAGCGAAGAAGAGGUUCGGAAACUGAGCGAGGUGAGGAAGAUGAAAAUUCUCGAUCGGCGACGAAAAAGCACUCAGGAGAAUCCGAAUGGAAUACCCAUCAUGCAGGCAUUCCAGAAGGCUUAUCAAGAAGUUCGCUGUGGUCGACGUAGAUCCAUACAGGAUUUCGAAUUCUAUCUAGGAUACGCUCCAAACUCCACCCACUUUCUGCUUCAAGAGACCGCUAUCGAGGGGAGCGGGGGAGGGGUGGUACCGCCAGCGCUCGCUCUAAGGGAUGAGUCACCCCCAGCCGAAGCCAGCCAGAAGCCGUUGCUUUCUGUUACGUGCUAUCAUAAACAGAAGAAGCCACUUUCAUGCAUACCACCACCUACAUUUCUCAUGGUACCAGCGAUGAUGUCAAUUAAUACUCCGCCACAAUCGCCGAACAUCCGCGAGAGCACCCACUGCACAUUGAAGGUUCCGCGGCUCUUUGAGUGUCCAUCACCGUGUUCUGUACCGUCGAACAGCAGUCACUCAUCCUACACAUCGGCCGACAGCAGCGGUGAUACCUUUCGGCGGAUUUCGAUGAACAGUUACGGUAGCAGCCUCACCGACAACACGGACUCGACAUUCGAGAUAGAUUCGAGGCGAUCAUCGGCAUGGUCUACGCUACGGAAUGCUGUCCUAGAGGUCGGAGGCAGUGGUCGGAAAGCCACAGUUGAUAUGAAUGUGAACGGUUCAAAUGGCACCCCACAGAAGAAAGCUUCAGCGAUCAGUCGAGGGAAGCUUAGAAGGAUUGCCACACAGGUGACGCGUGCAAUUCGGAGAAAGCGUCGCGAAUCAAUGGCAAUUCGCCGGGAAUCACGGGCCACUCGAGUUGUGGCCGCGAUUCUUAGUAAGUUUUCACUUCCUGUAGGGACUAGGAGUUUUCUGAACUUUCUUUGCGUUCCUGAUCUGCUGGAUACCGUACUUCUGUGUCAGUGUGUCCGCGGCAUCGCCACGGGGUUCGGGCUGCGCAUCAACAUCCGUGUCCAUCUACAUCUCUACGUGAUGACGUCAUGGCUUGGAUACACUCAUUCAUGCUUUAAUCCAGUGAUCUACAUGUGCCUAAACAAGAAUUUUCGGUCCACGAUUCGGCGACUUCUUCAGCGGACGCAGAAAUGCGAAUGCCGCUGA